UUUAGCAGGUGGGAUCGCUGGACCCCAUCAUCCCCCCACCCCCACCCCUGCAUGCUUCCCUCUCCCUCUCCCUCUCUCUCCCUCCCUGUUUCUCUCUCCCACUUGCUCCUCAUCACUCCGUCCAUUAUUAUUCAUUUCUGUGUAUGGGCAAGGAGGGCUAACAUGGACUCUUUGGGUCUUUUUAUCCUUCUAAUGCUUCAGUGUUUCCAGUGGACAGCUGCACAUGCUGCUGAGGAUAUUACUUGGACCUACAAAGGCAUGGUAGGUCAAACUGAGUGGUCAGAGUAUUUCCUGGACUGUGGAGGCACCUCUCAGUCCCCUGUCGACGUGGUAACCACACAGACUAAAUAUGACCCCAGUUUGAUCCCGUUGACCCCCUUGGGCUACGACCAGCACGGAAACAGUCCUUUCACUCUGUACAAUAACGGACACACAGCUGUGAUUGACCUGCCAGAGUGGAUGGGUAUCGGCGGGCUUCCGUGGUUCUUCACAGCAGUGCAAUUACACCUCCACUGGGGCAGCGGCGGGCCGAGCCACGGGGGCAGUGAACACACUAUCAAUGGACAGAGUGCAGAUGCAGAGCUCCACGUGGUUCACUACAACUCCGAGCUCUACCCCAACAUGUCCACAGCCAUGACGAAGAGAGACGGCCUAGCUGUGUUAGGAAUUCUCAUUGUGACAGGUGAGGAGACCAACCCGGCGUUUAACAACGUCCUCAACUAUUUGAGCCGCAUCAGACACGCAGACCAGAAGGCUUACAUCCCAGCUUUUGACAUCAAGUCUCUACUCCCGAGUGAUCUGGGACGCUACUAUCGCUACAAUGGCUCCCUAACAACACCCCCGUGCUACCAGAGCGUCAUCUGGUCCGUGUUCCAUGAAAGAGUUCAAAUCUCAAAGGCACAGCUGCUGAGGAUGGAGACGUUACUUUACUCGAGUAAAUCUGAAGAGCCGGACAGGAUGCUGCUGCAGGACAACUACAGAGCAACACAGCCGCUCAACCACAGGGUCGUCUUUGCCUCCUUCUCUGCAGAAUCAGGGAGGGAGCUCUCUUCUGGUGAAGUCACAGCUAUAGUAAUAGGAGUGAUGUGUGGCUGCGUAGGUCUGGCAGUGAUCGUACGUUUCAUCGUGAAGACGAUACGGAUAAAGGAGCCCGAGAAAGCGAAAGAAAUAAAACAAGACACGGCUCUGAACUCGACAGCUGCAGGGGAAAAGAAAGAAGAGCCGUCACUGUCCCUUCAAACAGACCCUUAAGAUGACAGCACCGUGAAACUCAGCUGCUCUUGUCGAGACACUCGCAAACACUUUUUAUCAAUGAUACACCAGUUGGGGGGGAAAUAGACAAGUUCUCACUUUUAAGUUACACAAGGAAAAAAAACAUUCAUAGAAUGUGAAGUAAAGUGGACACAGGAGGAAUACUCCCACUGCCUGAAACAGAUAUCUCCUUUUGUUUUUUCAACCUGAAUUCAAAGAUGUUUGCAUUCUUGGAAGCAUCUUUCUUUCUGUUCGCACAGACGCACUUGGUUUAAGUAUGUUGGUUUGUUGGUUCUGAGUCAUAUGUUUGCUUGGGAGUCAUGAGAGGUUGAUGUAAAUGCUCUGUUGAAUAUGUUUUUCUUUGUUUCACCUGGUCGACUGUUCUAUCUUAUUCCUGCCUUGAAACACAAGCACACUGCACUGUAUGAAAUCUCAUAGACUUAUGAAAUGUUUACCUAUGAUUUCAUAUCCAAUGUAAAAAAUAUUAUGUUGUUUUGCACCAGUUUUAGAGCACUGACACAAAUUGUACAAUUCUGUAAUUAAAACACACUGGAGGCGUGACCAAUGACUGCCUUAGGGGAUUUAUUAUGUGUAAUGUAUAAACUGGAAAUUACAGCUCUAGAGCCAGUUUGGCAUGUCAUGUUGUAAAUGAAGUCAUAUUUAUGUAAAUGUGUUUAUUCUACUUGAAAAGUGAUUCUUCAUUUCAAAUAUCAUGUUUAUCUGAUAGAUUUUUUUUUGCUGUAUAUAACUUGUCAAA
Messenger RNA from Notolabrus celidotus (New Zealand spotty), 2008 nucleotides. RefSeq names its product carbonic anhydrase XIV (gene ca14). The record is from RefSeq and is a predicted model, not a curated record. The coding region runs from base 52 to 1251 and encodes 399 amino acids. The transcript has 11 exons. Gene Ontology annotation, cellular component: plasma membrane. NCBI's taxonomy places the organism in Eukaryota, Metazoa, Chordata, Actinopteri, Labriformes, Labridae. Gene Ontology annotation, molecular function: carbonate dehydratase activity; zinc ion binding.